Messenger RNA from Paramecium tetraurelia, 459 nucleotides. RefSeq lists its product as uncharacterized. The transcript has a single exon. The record is from RefSeq and is a predicted model, not a curated record. NCBI's taxonomy places the organism in Eukaryota, Ciliophora, Oligohymenophorea, Peniculida, Parameciidae.
AUGAAACGGGUUUUAUUUUAAUAUGAAAAAUAAUAUUCUGAUCAACUAAUUAAGUACAAUUUAUAAAUGAUAAUAAUCAAGUAUAAUCAUAAAUUGAUACGAAGUAUUAAAGAAUAUGACGUAUAGAAAAUAUAUAUAAUAUCUUACUUCAACUAAAUAUUCCACUUUAUCAUUUAUCCUUAAGAAUCAAAGAAGGAGUUAGAAUUAAUUGAUUAAACCUUGAGAAAGAAUAAGAAUUAUUAGAUAUUUUAAAGGAAUCAGAGUAUUAGUAACAAUGUAAAUUAUGUUAGGCUUAUAUACCUAAAAUAAUGUUUUCUCUCAUUAAUAGGUAGAUUUUCAAAUUUAGGAAAGUUUACUUAAAGUGAUUUAAGACAUAUACUGUUUGGAUUAAUAUAAUAUCAAAAAGGAAUAAUUAUUCUAAAGAAAAAGAAAAUUCAGAUAAUCUUAGGAUUAUUUUGA